This is a messenger RNA of Megalobrama amblycephala (Wuchang bream), 6403 nucleotides long. RefSeq names its product PITPNM family member 3 (gene pitpnm3). The record is from RefSeq and is a predicted model, not a curated record. Gene Ontology annotation, biological process: phospholipid transport. Bases 357 to 3209 code for a protein of 950 amino acids. Gene Ontology annotation, molecular function: phosphatidylinositol binding; phosphatidylcholine intramembrane carrier activity; phosphatidylcholine binding. Gene Ontology annotation, cellular component: cytoplasm. Lineage: Eukaryota; Metazoa; Chordata; Actinopteri; Cypriniformes; Xenocyprididae. The transcript has 20 exons.
CUAUCUAAUAUAUGACGGCGGGUGGUCUGAAGCCUGCAUUAAUGCGCUUGGCGGUUUCCAAGUUGACUGCAGCUCGCGCAGAGCCACUGGAGGCAGUCGAACAUCACACCUCGAGCUCAACAGGAGGAGAGGAGGACAACAGCAAAGUCUCCACACAUACAAACAGCCCCAAGUCAGCGCUUACUUCAACACAAGGAUUUCUCUUAGCGUUAAUGGAUACUCCCACCUUCGCAUGUCAUUUCCAAUGCAUCUUAAAACAUGAAACGCGCGUAGACUUUAAAUCGCUUCUUCCGCGCGCAGACAAGGACAGAGGGAAGAGACGUGCGUACUGUCCAAACUAACUGCAAAGACGCAGGAUGGCUAAAGAAACCAGAGGGAAAGCGACCCUGCGCAAACACAGCGCUUCUCACUGGCGCAUGCAGAACAUCGCCCAGGAAUCUGUCGACAGUUCGGAUGAUGAGUUUUUUGAUGCCCGCGAGGUGUUGGAGGGGAAGACGGCCAUGCUUUUGGGGAUGAGUCAGUGGAACUCUAAUGAUCUGGUUGAACAGAUAGAAACCCUGGGCCACAUUGACCAGACACAGGAGAGCCUGUACCGCGUAAGGAGGUCGAAAUGUGUCCCUCAGACUAGCAUUGACGGUCUAGAGGAAGCUGAGAAGAAAUGUCAAACACAUGUGCUGGUGCUGGUGGUUCAUGGGGGCAACAUACUGGACCCGGCGGGUGGAGAGCCAGGUGCAAAGACCGCAGAUGUAAACACCCUGUCCUCAGUGCUGGAGAAAGUAUCUCAAGCUCAUUUCCAAGCUGCAGCCCAGCAUGUCGUCAUCAAGUUGGUGCCAUGCCCAGCCGUAUGCGCAGAGGCCUUCUGCCUUGUGUCAAAUCUGAACCCUUACAGCUACGAUGAGAGUUGCGUGUCCAGCAGCGUAGACCAUCUACCUCUGGCCGCUUUACCGCUGCUCGCCAUUGCUGCUCCACACUACCAAGACGCCGUCGGGACCGUGAUCGCCCGGGCCAACCAGGUGUACCACAGCUUUCUGCAAUCUCCAGAGGGACAAGGGUUCACAGGACAGGUGUGUUUGUUGGGAGACUGUGUGGGAGGUGUGCUGUGUUUCGACGCUCUCUGUUUCAGCAACAGCCCACGACACAGCAGCCCCAUCCACAGCAGCCGACAUAACAGCACAGAGAGCUUACAGGAUAACCCUGAAGUCAGUCCGAGCCUGAGCUCCAGCAAACGUCUUAGCAGGAGCAACAUCGACCUAUCUGCCCCCAGUGAGACCCGCAACAGGAAAACUCCACUCAGCCGCAAACAGAGCGACUCGUAUGAUGCAGACUCCUCUGGCAGCCAGCACCACCCAUUCCUUAGCAGUUUGAUACAGGAUGGAACCGACCUGAGAACAAGCAGCAGCACCAGUAUAUUGUUAAAUCCAGGUCGCUUUGACUUUGAGGUGACAGAUUGUUUUCUACUGGGCUGUCCUCUUGGAUUGGUGCUAGCCAUGAGACGCACUGUGCUUCCCGCCAUCCAGGUGUCUCAGCUCCGGCCUGCGUGUUCACAGAUCUUCAACCUGUUUUACCCCUCCGACCCGUCAGCCUCUAGAUUGGAGCCCUUGCUGCACACCCAAUUCCACAAACUGCCUCCAUUCCCCGUGCCCCGCUACCAGCGUUACCCUCUGGGAGACGGCCGCUCCACCCUUAUCGUCAAUGAAAUCCACAGCUACCCUGACGUGUUCCUGCCCGGCAAUAAUGCAGUUCCGGUGGGCGCUUCGCACUCCUCCUCUCCCCAGGCGGAACACAACACAUGUAGGCGGGUGGGCGGUGAGGUCCGCAGGUCCAGUUUGACCAGCAUGGACAGCCAGUUAUCAGGCUGCUGGGAGAGCAGGCUGAACAGCACCAUCGCCAACAUCUCCAGCAUAUGGUGGGGGUCUAAGCGGUUGGAUUAUGCUCUGUACUGCCCGGACGUCUUGACGUCGUUUCCCACAGUGGCUCUGCCUCACCUGUUCCACGCUUCCUACUGGGAAUCCACCGAUGUGGUCGCCUUCCUUCUGCGACAGGUGAUGCACUGUGACUAUGUGAAAGCCCAAGAGACAGACAACUCUGACUCCGCCCCCUUCUCCCCUUCAAGUCCAAGAGAGAAGUGGCUACGCAGACGCACACACGUCAAGCUUAGGAAUGUCACUGCCAACCACAGAGUCAAUGAUGUCAUCGCAACCGAGGACGGGCACCAGACCCUGGUUGGUCGUUUCAUGUACGGUCCUCUGGAUAUGGUAACCCUGACUGGCGAAAAGGUCGAUGUGUACGUGAUGACCCAGCCGCAGUCGGGUCGCUGGGUGCACUUAGACACCGAGGUGACCAACAGCAGUGGCAGAGUGACCUACACCAUCCCCAAAAGCAAAAAGCUUGCCGUGGGAGUCUACCCCAUCAAAAUGGUUGUCAAGGGUGACCAGACGAGUGCAGAAGCCUUCCUGACGGUGUUGCCAAGGGGGAUGGAGUGUGUCGUCUUUAGCAUCGACGGUUCAUUUGCCGCUAGCGUCUCUAUUAUGGGCAGUGACCCUAAAGUACGGCCCGGAGCUGUGGAUGUGGUCAGACACUGGCAGGACCUGGGCUACCUGAUCAUUUACAUCACUGGCCGUCCAGACAUGCAAAAGCAGAGGGUUGUGUCCUGGCUGUCUCAACACAACUUCCCCCAGGGAAUGAUCUUCUUUUCGGAGGGGUUGGUGCACGACCCACUUCGCCAGAAAACCAUCUUCCUCAGGAACCUGGUGCACGAGUGUCACAUUAAAAUCAACUGUGCCUACGGCUCCAUGAAGGACAUUUCCGUCUAUAGCAUGCUGAGCCUCAGCCCAAACCAGAUAUAUAUAGUGGGACGGCCUUCCAAGAAGUACCAGAAUCAGUGCCAGUUCCUGAGUGAGGGCUACGCGGUACAUCUAUCCUCCCUGCAGUUCAGUCACAGAGCCCGGCCCAAGAAGAGCUCUUCAGUGCGAAUGGUGCUUCGAAAGGGCUCAUUUGGUCUGUCAGCCAAACCGGACUUCUUGUGUAAGCGCACGCACCUCCGUCGCACGAUGUCGGUGCAGCAGCCUGACCCGCCCAUGACACCCAACCCUAAGCCCGAACGAGCACAGAGCCAACCCGAGUCGGACAAGGACCACGGGGGUGGAGGGGGUCCAGGCCAUGCCCUGUGGUCACGGGGGUCCAUGCACCGUGGUGACACCACUCCCUGACCCAAGAGAAACAUAGGAGGGAUGUAAAAAGGACUAAUGGGAAUGAUCUCUUGGUGGACAGAUCCUAGCAUCUUUACUACUUCUGCUGAUAUUACACACCAUAUAAUAAGACAAAUCCCACCUGAGCUGAUAAAAACUCCUGCGGAAGUGCCAUCCGCGUGGAUCAGACACAACGGCACACAAACUCUGGAGUUGUACAUCAGGAGCUUCUGGAUUUAUUUAGCAUCCUACGAAGGAUUUCUCGCAUUACCUGUCAGGAAGAAAGAGGAUAUCUGAUAAGAGAAGACAUCAAAUUUCCUCAUGCAUAAGCAAUACGUAGGAAAAGGGAGGGCAAGUAUCCUGCUGCUCGGACAGGUGGCGGCGAUGACUCUUGCAAUAAUCUCUCUGUUUUAGUAUUGCAAGCAUUUGUCUGCUCUCUGGGCGGCUGUCUACGGCCCGCUUGUGGCCAGACGGACUUGCAAAACUGUACAUUAACCUUUUGUGCCAGUGUGGCGACCUGCUCUGAACUCUUGUCGCCCCUGUCUCUGUUCAGCCACUCAGCCAGAACAGAGUCUGACACUGCUGCUGAACUCCGCCCAUUCCUCUGAUGGGUCACGCCACAACUCGCAGCACUCUGGUACACUGCAGAAGCAUAUUUAUAACCAUCGGUGGUUUUUCUUGUGCCUGUCUCUUACCUGUGUUGUAAAUAUAAGUGGCACUGAGACCAACAUAGUAUGUUUGAUGUAUAUGAGCGUGGCAAUCGCUGACUCAUACUACAAUAAAACAUUAUCUUAAUCAGUAUUUUUGUCUCUUUUUCCAGUACAAAUAUUUAAACAUCCUUAAAACAAGAUGAAUUUACUUGAAGCAUAAGAAUUCUUUUCAGACUGACUGUAUUAUAUGGAAGUAAUUUAAUGACGAAUGUUUUUUGAAAUAAAAAAAGCUUGUUGAAUUGCACUAAUUGAAAAAAUAUGCAUUGCAUUAACCGUGCUUGCGUUUUAUUUUUAGGGCUUGCAUUUUUGUGGGCUGAAAUUCUACAUUUAAGCUAUGAAUAUUUCACAUCAAAACAUUUCACACACAUUUUCAUUAUUAAAAAUUCAGUAAUCCAUACUCGCCUUUCAGGUUUCACUUCCAAAAUAUUCGGUCUGUUUAAAAAUACAACCUGUAAUAUUCUAUCCAAUUUUCGGGUCCAUUUUAUUUCGCGUUACAAAUUCACUUCCACAGAUUCAGUGCUUCAAAUUUGACAGAAAAUUCAACAUUGCAUAUCCGGGAACCGCAGGAAUAACAGUCGAGUACCGAUGCAUAAUCUCCAUCUGCUGUUAGUCUUCCUCACCAGCAGGUGGCGCAAGCGGCUAUAGACGAAGACCAGCGCAUCUAAAGAAAGUCCAUUGUUGCCAAGAAUUGGAGAAGCAUCUCGCUGCAGCCUGCGGUGGACUUCCAACCCGGCCCACAUCCAAGUGUGAUGUCAGAAGCCACGCCCGUGCUGCCCUGCAGCCGAUUCUUAAGAUUUUAUUGGUCAUGUCCAUCAUAGUACUGAUUGCCUACACCCAACACUGAUCCCUAAACCUACCCGUCUCUGUAACUAAUGAAAUUACCUGCAGGGCUGGUGAAGUGGUCAUGAGGGCACGGGCCGGAGCCGGGGCCGGGGCCGGGUUGGAAGUCUACCGCAGGCUACAGCGAGCUCUUCUUGAAGAAUUGGGGUAUUUUAACACAGUUGCCGCUGGUUGUUUUACAUGUCCGAGUUGAAGCGACCCCAAAUAACAUGAUAUUUAACCCCUGGAAUGCAAUUUUUCCACGGGAACCAAACCAAAAAAUGCGGAUUUUACCCCCCGGAACGCGAUUUUUACGCGAUUGGGCUAGUUUUAGGCUAGUUUUGAGUAGCAAUUGGGUGGGUUUUGUUGUGAAAAUUUGGCAACCCUGAGAGAGUCGUUCAUUCAUAAAAACAGAUUUAGAGAAAUGGAGCAAGCUGUGAUGAUAUUUCAUCUGAGAACGACAUAAAAUAGCAAGACAUAAGAGAUUUCUUUCAAAAACAUUCAAAUAUGUAACUGACCCCAAACUUUUGAACAGUAAUGUAUAAAUUUAAUAUAUUCUCUUAAUAUUUUUUGUUUUGUUUUUUGUUUCUCAGGUAAAUGCAUCUUGUUAAGAAUUUUCAGAUAUAUUGACUGAAAACCAAAAAUAAAAAAAUCUGAUUAAGAAAAUAGUUUUUGUAGUGCACCUUAACUGGCCAAAUUACCGUUUUAAAUUUGUAUCGUAAAGUGACUGUGAUAGUUAGGAUGUCUUAUGUCACAUUAAUCAGUUUUAUCAGUACAACAACUUGUGCAAACACACAUUGAUAUUGUUUACAUGUAAAUCCAUCUCACUGAGUAUGAUGGUCUUGUUGAAGAACAUACUAUAUUAGUAUUUUAUGCUAUACUUGAGGAUAACCUUGGUGUUACAAUAAAUACAUGUAAAUAAACUACUGUGUUUGAACAAAAGACACUAUCAGGCCGCUCUAAUGCUGGUGUCACCAUGAGGGUGUCCAUAGUCAGUAGUUCUUGUAAUGUCACAUUUUUUCCUAUUGCAAUUACUGAUUUUUGGUACUUUGUAUGGGGCUGUCUAUUGAAAAUUGUAAUUUUACAGCUAAAGUAUUUAUUAUGUAAUUUUAUUUUCUUGUAUAUUUGACCGUAAUUCUUUAUAUUACCCUGGAAACUGUGCGAAAGUGGGUAGGCAUGAGUGUUUUGGUCUGUGUGGGGUCUGUAUCUAUAUGUGUGCAUGUACAUUAUGUGUAUGAGUGUUAGUUUGGAGAAUUUUGUAUUUAUUGUACAUAUUUUUAAUUCAGAGAUCGUGCUAGUGGCCUUUUGAUCCUCUGAUAGUUAAAGUUUGAAACUGAGCCUGUAAUUUGUGUAGAUUUUAUAGGCAGUAUUUUUAAUUCUUUCGUGUGUGAUCAUUGAAACGACAUUGCUGAAUUGUCAAUAUACUGUAUUUCAGCCUUAUCAAGAUGUAUAUUUAUUUGUCUAAUAUCUAUAUUCUCAGAUGGUGUGUGAAAAAGUAUAUUUGUAUUUUAAAUACAUGUAAAGUACAUAUUCAAUACUCAAGUGUGUCAGUGGCCUCCCAUAAAAGGUCUCUUGACAAACAUGUAUUAUUGUGGUAUUUGGUCCAGUCAGUCUAUUUCAGUGGAUGUGCUUCUGUUGGGCCUAUACCGAGCUGUAUAUUCACUCAAUAAACCAUUGUAAAACCUG